Messenger RNA from Chelonus insularis, 753 nucleotides. RefSeq names its product DUF1676 domain-containing protein Osi23 (gene Osi23). The record is from RefSeq and is a predicted model, not a curated record. The transcript has 4 exons. NCBI's taxonomy places the organism in Eukaryota, Metazoa, Arthropoda, Insecta, Hymenoptera, Braconidae. Bases 1 to 753 code for a protein of 250 amino acids. Gene Ontology annotation, cellular component: membrane.
AUGUUGAUAAAAGGAAGUACUGUGGGAUCAGAUAAUUGGUCAGUGACAUUAAAUACUCUUCUGAAAAACUGUGCAUCAUCAUCAAGUAACUCUAACAAUAAAAAGCAGUCGUUUUUGGAUGGUUUACGGUCGUGUUUGCAAAAACGUGCAUUGAUAGCAAUGGAUGCGUUUUUCUCUGAUGAUGUGAUACCAAUACUAAAUGGAAUCGAUCUGGUAAAAUUCAAGGAUGUGGAUAAUUCUACUAUAGAUGUCAAACGUGACAAGAAUCAAACAAAUAGUUCUGCAAGAAGAAAUGGUAAUAAAACUUGGCGUGAAAUAGUUUUUCAACGACUUGCUAAUGUAUUCAAGACUCAUGUGCUAAAAAUUGAUAUUGACCAACUGAUCAAUCGAAAUGAGUCAAUCAAGAAAAAUGAAGAAAGCUUUAGGAGUAAUUCUGUGGAGAAUGAAAUUGUUGAAGGAAGACGACGUCACAGAAGACGUCACCAACUAAUGCCAAUGAUGAUGAUGGGUCUAUUGUUAAUGGGAUCAGUUCUGAUCCCCAUGGGUUUUCAAUUCUUAGCAGUACUUGGUGGCAAAGCAUUGAUUCUUGCCAAACUUGCGCUUAUGUUGUCGAGCAUUCAAGGCCUAAAGAAGGUAGCUACGAGUGGAGUCAAUUAUGGGCUUUACCACUCAGGUCCAGUAGGUGACGGAUGGCAUGACAGGAGUCAUCAAGAGCCUAUCUCUCAUUAUGGAGUGCCUUAUCCAUCGUAUUGA